GGUAUAACAAAAUUAUUUUGAUUAUCUUGGCAGUGCUUACUUUGUUGUUUGAUCUUUAUAACCGACCAUAGCGUUGAAAUUGUAAAGGCAUUACUUAAAAAAAAAAAAAAUGGGGAGAAGGAAGUCUAAAAGGAAACCGCCUCCGAAGAGAAAGAACAUUGAACCCCUUGAUCAACAAUUUAAUUGCCCAUUUUGUAACCAUGAAAAAUCGUGUGAAGUUAAAAUGGAUAAAGGCAGAAAUACAGCGAAAAUAACUUGUAGGGUGUGCUUGGAGGAUUUUCAGACCGGAAUUAACUUUCUUUCAGAACCUAUUGAUGUUUACAACGAUUGGGUCGACGCCUGUGAAACAGCAAAUUAAAUGGAAUUCCUUUUAAGUUAGUUAGUAAGUAAAAUAAAUUGCUAGAGCCCCCUACGUAUAGUUUACGAAAACAUUAAGUUUAAUACAAAAAGUAAAAAACAAAGUUUUGUGUAUUUUUGAACGUAUGGAACUGUCUUCAGUUUGUACGCCGGUUGCUCUAGAAGUUACUAUAUAUAGUAAAAUAUAUAAGAAAGAGAUUAACAACAUGUACUCCAAUUUAAAGACA
Drosophila erecta is the source of this 584-nucleotide messenger RNA. Its product is annotated as transcription elongation factor 1 homolog. Lineage: Eukaryota; Metazoa; Arthropoda; Insecta; Diptera; Drosophilidae. The record is from RefSeq and is a predicted model, not a curated record. Gene Ontology annotation, molecular function: RNA polymerase II complex binding. Gene Ontology annotation, biological process: transcription elongation by RNA polymerase II. The coding region runs from base 110 to 358 and encodes 82 amino acids. Gene Ontology annotation, cellular component: transcription elongation factor complex. The transcript is spliced from 2 exons.